Molecule: messenger RNA, 672 nt
Organism: Anastrepha ludens (Mexican fruit fly)
Lineage: Eukaryota; Metazoa; Arthropoda; Insecta; Diptera; Tephritidae
Product: jerky protein homolog-like
Exons: 4
Coding region: 1-672 (223 amino acids)
Cellular component (GO): nucleus
Molecular function (GO): DNA binding
Source: RefSeq, a predicted model, not a curated record
AUGGCAACAAUACAGAUCGAGUGUGAUGCUAAAACGUCAUCUAUGGCUAAAACGAGAAUCAUAGAUAACAACAAGAAUGAUAAAAACAAGAUUGCACCCGUCAGAGAUUUGGAGAAGAGAGCCCCAGGGGUAAAGUCCGAGAAGCAGCGAAUAACGUUUUUAUUCUAUUCAAAUGCCACUGGAUCCCACAAGCUUAAGCUUUUGGUAAUUGAAAAGGCGAAGCAUCCACGCUGCUUUAAAAAAUUUCAGUGUCCUGCCGACUAUAAGAGCUCGAAAUCCACCUGGAUGACGUCGGCUAUUUUCAAGCAAUGGUUUCAUGAGUCAUUUGUUCCACAGGUUACAUCGUUUUUAAAGCAGAAAGCCUUACCAAUUAAAGCUCUGCUCCUAAUCGACAAUGAUCCUUCUCACUCAAAUGUAGCUGAACUGACAACGGAGAAUGGGCAAAUUUCGGCAAUGUUUAUGCCACCAAACGUUACUCCCCUCAUUCAACCGAUGGAUCAGAAUGCAAUAAAAAUCACUAAGUUGCAUUACAGAAAUAGUCUUCUGGCUUCAAUAGCAGCGACAAAUUGUUAUCGCGCAUUAAAGAGCUGUGACAGCCACAGCAACAAUUAUCAGGCAUCAACAGCAGUGAAAUAUCGCGAAAUAUCAGCAGCAGCAGCAGCAGCAGUGUAG